This is a messenger RNA of Chionomys nivalis (European snow vole), 1640 nucleotides long. It is a transcript of the gene C4H11orf71, whose product is annotated as chromosome 4 C11orf71 homolog. The transcript has a single exon. The coding region runs from base 153 to 500 and encodes 115 amino acids. The record is from RefSeq and is a predicted model, not a curated record. Lineage: Eukaryota; Metazoa; Chordata; Mammalia; Rodentia; Cricetidae. Gene Ontology annotation, cellular component: nucleus.
UUCCGGCGGCGGCUCCUUCCGCAGUUGCCUUGAAGAUGGCGGCUGGGGUCGGUAACGGCUGCCUCCGACGCGGGCUGGAGUGAUCUGCGGCGCUGCCGAGGGCCCAGUUUGGUCGACGUACGUUAAGCAAACACUGCGGGCGGUGUUUGAAGAUGGCUCAGAACUCGGCGUCUCUGUCGGCCGGCGAUCAAGCCAACAGGGGGGCCUACCGGUCCUCCCAGGGAGAUCUCAACCAGCCUACCAUGGCUUGGGCGAUGGUCUCCGGAGACAGCUUCCUGGUGACCAGUCUUGAACCGAAUCAGGCAGGACCUCGCCCGCCAGUGCGACCCAGCGUUCGGACCGACAGACGUCGAAUGUCCGUCGGUGGCCGCAGCCGAAGCCGCCAAGGGAGAUUCUCUCCUUACCCGAUCCCUGGCGUCAAGCUCGACCUCUUAAGAAGUGUGCUGCAGCAGCGUCUGGUUGCCAUGGGAACUGCCCUGGCAGCCCGCAUCUCGGCGUAGAACAAAUGCCUCGCCUCCUCUCCCGUAGCUUGCAAACAAGGCCUCUCUGAAAUCAUUUGUUGCUGUAACGGCAGUUUUAUUUUUACUGGUAUAUUUUCACCGAGGUUGGCGGUUAAUAUAGCCUAUCAAAGUAGAGUUUGGCCGGGCUUGGUGACACACGUUUUUAAUCUCAGGAGACGGGCUCUGAGUUCCAGGCCAGCCUGUUUUAGCUAGUUUGGGGGCGUCUUAAUGGCGAUCCUUAUGGGGCCAAGAAGGAUAUAGGAGAGAUUUUCAAAAUGACUGACUGUAGUCUCUUGUCCAGACUGGUCGAGACUUGCCAUGUAUUAAGGAUGGUCUUGAAAUCGUCCUUCUGCCUGCCUGUGCCUUGUAGGUACUGAGAUUUACAGGCGUAAGCCACACACCCAGCUUGAGUGACAAUUACUCAAUACAGAAUCCAGCGGUAUCUGAUUUCCACAACCUUCCCUGAACUCAAGCUUUCUUAACUACCUUCCUCUUUACCUUAGACUGCCCUUCAAUUUGUGUUAGGGAAAACAAAUUAUCACACUGCUUUAUCCUUAACAUCUUUCCUCACCACCUCACAGGGUCCCCUGGCUCCCCCCUCCCCCCCACGUCCUAAUGUCUACAGACUCAAUUUUUUUUUUUCCCCUCAAGGUGUCACUCUAGCCCUGGCUGUUCUGGACCAACAAACUUGUUUCUGCCUCCCAAGUGCUGGGAUUAGAGGUGUGCCCCACCAGAUCUGGACAGACACGCAAAACACAAGUACUAUUCCAAGUUAAGCCAAUGUGUAUACUCUUCCAAAGACUUCAAAUGGAUUGUUAGAUGUGUCAUGUCAUUAACUCCAAGUUUUUGUUUGUUUGUUUUUCAAGACAGGCUUUCUCUGUGUAGCUUUGAAGCCUGUCCUGGCGUUCUGGCACUAUCUCUUGUAUACCAGGCUGGCCUCAAAGAUCCACCUGCCUCUGUCUCCCAAGUGCUGGAAUUAAAGGCGUGAGCCACCACCGCCUGGUGUGUCUUGUCAUUAACUUCCAAGUUUAGUGUGAAUGCUGGUACAAAAUAUGCUAGUGGGGCCUAAGUUGUGUCCCAGCCACUCCUUAUUUUUCUGCUCACUAUGAUCACCUGAAGUCUUUAGUCUUUAUUCUUGAA